AUGCCCAUCCACUCGGAUAUUUGCGAGGAGCUUGAGCUAGAGAGAGCAAUCGUCCGAACGGCAAAUACGAUUCAGAAAGCAUACUUCGCUUUCCGCGAGCCUCUCUUUGAGAAGUCAAUUGUGAAGGUGGAGGAGCGAGAUCACGAACUGGUGUUACACCAAGGCAACAUGGAGAGCGGCAAGAGAAAGGGAUCGUUUGCGGAUCUUCCAAGUCAUGUAAUUGAGAAAAAAGGCAUAGCGGAAGCUAUCUUAUGCUUUCUUGUGGGCAGAGAGCCUUUAGCAUAUCUCUUGGACCUUAUCCAGUAUCUCACCGACGGUAAGAUGCCUGCUGUUGUAAAAGAAAUGCCAAGCUUACAAAAGGUAGAUCUGGCAGUCAGGGUGGAGGAGGUUCAAGUAAGGUUGAAGAACAUACCGCGGAAUACCACUGUCAUAUACGCAAAUGGUGUUCAGCAAUCCGCUUACCCUGACAACCCUCACUUUGUCCUCCGAUUGACAUCAAUGGAGAGCAAGAAGACGUGGGCCAUCGACAUCACUGGUGCACAGUUUGGCUUUACCCAAAACCUUUGGCUAUGGGAAGAGUAUUCCAACAAACACCUCGAAACCGUUGAGGAGAUCAAUGAACUCAAUACGAGCUGGGUACUGCUCAAGACAUUAUCUUCUGUGCAGGGCGCACCAAGCGUUGAUUUCGGCAUUCCCUUUGCCGCAAUGGGCCAUGUAAACCUCGCUCUCAAAUCGUGGGAGGAAACCGAACUCGACAAGAGAAUCUUUGUGUUGCUGCACGACAAGAACUUCGCCGUAGCACAAGUUGGCCUCAUCCAAACCAUCAAGAAGGCCAUGUGUAAGUUUGUGGACGAAUCAGACUAUUCCAAGGAGGUGCAAGAAGCUGUUGAGUACGAACAGAGAAACCUAAAUGCGGCUUCAUUCGACGCUCUCCAGAUCCAUAUAUUCGGAGCCUCGAAACAAAAAUUGCUCCAGCUGUGGUGGCCCGGCCAUUAUGAGAUGCAGCCAGUGCAGACUGCACGUAUACUGCAAUGA
Molecule: messenger RNA, 1035 nt
Organism: Parastagonospora nodorum SN15
Lineage: Eukaryota; Fungi; Ascomycota; Dothideomycetes; Pleosporales; Phaeosphaeriaceae
Exons: 2
Coding region: 1-1035 (344 amino acids)
Source: RefSeq, a predicted model, not a curated record